This is a messenger RNA of Rubroshorea leprosula, 1937 nucleotides long. The record is from the annotation of a GenBank genome assembly. Lineage: Eukaryota; Viridiplantae; Streptophyta; Magnoliopsida; Malvales; Dipterocarpaceae.
GAAACUGAGAUUUUUUGGGAAGGGGAGGCUAUCAAGAGGGAAGAUGAGGAAAGACUCGACGGUGUGGGGUAUGAUGACAUUGGCGGUGUUCGGAAACAAUUAGCUCAAAUUCGUGAGUUGGUGGAGCUUCCCCUCCGCCAGCCCCAACUUUUCAAGAGUAUCGGUGUUAAACCCCCAAGAGGAAUUCUGCUGUACGGGCCACCCGGUACCGGAAAGACAUUGAUUGCCAGAGCUAUUGCUAAUGAAACUGGUGCUUUUUUCUUUUGCAUUAAUGGACCGGAGAUUAUGUCCAAGAUGACAGGGGAGAGUGAGGGGAACUUGAGAAAAGCAUUCGAGGAAGCCGAAGCUAAUGCUCCUUCGAUCAUAUUCAUUGAUGAAAUUGAUUCCAUUGCUCCUAAACGUGAGAAAGCACAAGGAGAAGUAGAGAGGAGGAUUGUCUCCCAGCUGUUGACUCUCAUGGAUGGGUUGAAAUCUCGGGCUCAUGUCAUUGUGAUUGGAGCUACGAAUAGGCCUAAUAGCAUUGAUCCUGCAUUGCGAAGGUUUGGAAGAUUUGAUAGGGAGAUUGACAUAGGUGUUCCAGAUGAAGUUGGCCGCCUUGAGGUUCUUCACAUCCAUACGAAGAACAUGAGACUCUCUGAGGAUGUGGAUUUAGAGAGAGUAGCAAGGGAUACUCAUGGAUAUGUUGGGGCUGAUCUUGCCUCUCUCUGCACGGAAGCUGCAAUGCAAUGCAUUAGGGAGAAGUUAUCAUUGUUCGACCUCGAAGAUGAAACUAUUGAUGCUGAAAUUUUGAAUUCUAUGGCCGUAACUGAUCAACACUUCGAGACUGCUCUUGGAACAAGCAAUCCUUCUGCAUUGCGCGAAACAGUGGUUGAAGUACCUAAUGUCACCUGGGGCGACAUUGGUGGCCUUGAGUCAGUCAAACGAGAGCUUCAAGAGACUGUUCAAUAUCCUGUGGAGCAUCCUGAAAAGUUUGAAAAGUUUGGAAUGUCACCUUCCAGAGGAGUUCUGUUCUAUGGUCCUCCUGGUUGCGGAAAAACACUGCUGGCUAAGGCUAUUGCAAAUGAAUGUCAAGCAAAUUUCAUCAGCAUCAAGGGUCCUGAACUGCUUACAAUGUGGUUUGGAGAGAGUGAGGCCAAUGUAAGAGAUAUUUUUGACAAGGCUCGCCAAUCAGCCCCCUGUGUCCUCUUCUUUGACGAAUUAGACUCCAUUGCUGUACAAAGAGGAAGCAGAAUUGGAGAUGCUGGGGGUGCUUCUGACAGAGUUUUGAACCAGCUUUUGACUGAAAUGGAUGGAUUAUCAGCUAAAAAAACUGUGUUUAUAAUCGGCGCAACCAACAGGCCUGAUAUCAUUGAUUCUGCACUCUUGAGGCCAGGUCGUCUUGAUCAGCUCAUUUUCAUUCCACUACCGGAUGAAACUUCCAGAUUGCAGAUAUUCAAAUCAUGUCUGCGAAAGUCACCCGUCUCAAAUAACGUGGACUACGAAGCUCUUGCAAGGAUUACAGAAGGAUUUAGUGGCGCUGAUAUCACAGAAAUCUGCCAACGUGCUUGCAAAUAUGCCAUAAGAGAAGACAUUGAAAAGGAUAUUGAAAGGGAGAAGAAGAGGAAUGGUGAAGCCAUGGAUGAGGAUGUGAAUGAGGUAGCCGAAAUCAAGGUUUCUCACUUUGAGGAGGCUCUGAAGUUUGCAAGAAGGAGUGUCAGUGAUGCUGAUGUGCUCAGAUACAGGAAAUUUGCUCAAAGGUUGCAGGAAUCAAGAGGGUUUGGAUUCGAAGGAUUAAAAUCGUCUUAACCAGAGCUGCCUUUUCCUAACAUAAACUGAAGCUAGUUUCCAUUGAUGUUUACUUUAGACUAUGUUACUUGCUAAUAUUUUGUUUGUUGAACAUUUUUACAUCAUUAAAUGAAUAAUUCAGAAAGAACAGUAAAUAUAUGUUGUCAACUUCU